GUGUCACGUGCCUGUCAAAGCUGAGCGUUCAGCGCAGCCGUCAACUCAACUGAGGAAGUACCGACAGGCUAACUUAGCUAACACUAAAACAGACCUCUACGAACAUUUUUCGUGUUUAAUAAUCGUGCUUAAAUCAAUAAAAAGAGGCGUUUUUGUUCAGCUUUCAGUAACAAAACGCUUUGUUUGAGGUGUCGGCGGUUAUGGAGUGAGAAGGAACAAUGUUUAGGAGUGGUAGCCGUCGCUUGCUAACUUCUCAGCUAGCAGGCUAACGAUCAGCUGUUGUUUUGGUUGGAGAGGGUGAUAGCUAACUAACUAGCCAAAGUGUGUAGCAUCAGAGAAGUCUGAGAAACCAGUUUAACCAGAUCAGAUUUCCUCAUUUGAAGCUGAAACGGCUCAGCCUCAGGUGGAUGGAGACACACAGAGGUGGACCAGCCUGAUCAGCGGUCAGUCGGUCAGCUGUUGUCCGGGCAGACGUCUCUGCAUACCGGGAUCGAUCCAGAAGAAGAGUCGGUGAUUAUAAAACUGCUCCAAGAUGCAUGACGCCUAUGAACCUGUGCCUAUUCUGGAGAAGCUGCCUCUUCAGAUCGACUGUCUGGCGGCCUGGGGUGAGUUGUUGUUGUUGUUGACACUGUUUUUGUUUCUCACAUCGACCCUUAAAUCCUCUCAUGGUCCCUCUGGGCUUUUAUCAAACUGCGGUCUCAGGUGUCUCAGAGGUUUCACAGACUGUCGACAAACUGACCGUUCACUACGGUGGCCCAGAACCGCCACUGCUGCAAAAAAGGAAUGUAAAUGAAAAAAGAAAAGGAGUCACAACGGAGAUGAUGCAAAUAACCUCGACCUAAUACCUGAAGAUGACAGUACUAGUACUCGAGAUAUUCCCUUUCAUUUAUUUAUUUAUUUUAAUUGAUUAUUUAUUUCAUUUUUCAUUUAUGUGAAUGUGUGUGUGUGUAUAUAUAUAUAUAUAUAUAUAUAUGUAUACGUGUAUAUUAUAUAUAUUUUAUUAUAUAAUGUACACAUAUAUAUAUAUACACACAUAUACACAUAUAUUUAUUAUUUAAAAAAAUGAAGCCCGCUGCAAAUAAAAAAAGAAACAGUGCAGAAAAAAAAAAAAUUCCACAACGGAAGUUAACAACGCAAAUAAAAGUGGUAAUACAUUUUUUUUACAUGAUUCAGAAAAAACAAAAAAUCCUGAGCUGGAAUUCCGGCACCGUGCCGGAGGUCUUCAAGCCCUGCACUUACUUCUUUGCUCGUCUUCUCACCGUCAUCUUCUGUGCCUAGAUCGCAAAACACCGGUGCAUCAUCAUUAUUGGUCCCCAGCUGCUCACUUCCAUUGUGGCUUUUUUUAUUUGCAGCAGUGGCAGUUCUUGGCCACCAUAAUUAAUAAAUAAUAUGUCUAGAUUUGUUUGUAUUUGUUUCUUCUUUGCGUUAUUUUUAGCUCUGCUCACCUGCUGCUAUAACAGAACAAUCUCCCAGUUUAGGAUUAAUCAUCAGCUUGUCUAUCCAAAAUUAGAAACCUUGAAUCAUGAGUGUUUCUCCCCUCAGAGGACUGGCUGCUGGUGGGAACAAAGCCAGGACAUCUCCUCCUGUACAGGAUAAAAAAGGAUGCAGGUACGAGAAGGAGGAGACGGCCAGCUGAUGCUUUUGUUUACUUUCACACAUACAGACCUCGGCUUAUUUUUAGAAUUUGAGUAAUUUCCCAUGUGUCUUUGGUUUUUUCUUGUAGGCACUAACCGGUUUGAGGUGACUCUGGAAAAGUCUAACAAGAACUUCUCAAAGAAGAUUCAGCAGGUAAAUGAGACAGCAGGAUGAGAUGAAGAAAACCAAAGACUAAUUUAAGAACCAGAAUCAGCUGAUCAGCCGUAUUAAUUGAAAUUAAUAGGACUGGGUGAUAAAACGAUAACAAUAUAUAUCAAAAAUUAAUUUCCCUCAAUAUCAAUAUUAAACAUGGUCAAUAUGCUUUGCGAUAGUCGGCAUAUCGGCUAUACGAAUAGCCAAUGAAAAGGGGAGUUUCUCCGGGUCCACUUCACGCUGAACCAAUCAUGUGUUGAAUUAGAACCAAGUAGCAAACAACUGCGUCGUAGCAGACAGCAGCUAUACCCAACCAUAGCACUUUAAUACGUGGAGCCGACACCAAUAAGCACUGUUAAAUUUCAUGAUAAACGUGAUCAACUGUUUCCCAUAUCGCCCAGCCCUACAUAUGACCAAGGAAUUUGACUUAAAUUAAACUAUUUAAUUGUACACAUACAGAAAAGGUCAAUAGUGCAGUAAGAAUAAGUGCAAAAAAUUAUGAUGAAUAAAGUAAACAAUGCCUAUUUUGAUAGGCUGCAUAUAUCUACAUUAGUUAGACAAUAAAAAUGAGAAAGUAUGCCGUAUGUAGAUUCAGAUAUUUCCAUGUGAAUGCAUGCUCAGAGAAGUAUGCAAGAUGUCUUUAGAGAGGCUCUGCUGGGUUUUUAUCAACAUCUGCAUCAUAGAGACAUUUGAAGUCUGAUAUUUCCUCAGUAAGAGAUCCACCUCCUGUGUCUGCUGUUAUUAUUAAAAAUCACACACCUGCCUGAUAGUAAACACAAGUUUAAUGAAGAUUUUAGCUCUGAUUUGAAAUGUUACCAGCCUUUCACUGUAGCUGAUCGCUGUUUGAUUUGAUAAUCAUUCAUGUCAGUACAUUCAGAUCAAGUUUAGAAAAGUGUAUAGUUAUUCUCAAGUACAUGGAUCACCCACUUCACAACACCUUGAUGGACCAAAGGGCCAAUGGUGGUGGACGGCUCCUCUCUCUUCGCUGCAGGACAGAAAGAUUCAGAAGUUCUUUUGUACCAACAGCCAUUAGACUUUAUAACUCUUGUGUAAAUAGUAGAUAACUUUUAGAGACAUAUUAUGUGAGACGACAGACAAUUGAAUUUCCCUUCGGGGAUUAGUAAAGUUCUUAUUAUUAUUAUUCUUAAUGAACAGGAAGGUCUGUCUGGUUGUAUUGGUUCAUGAAUAUUGGGGAAUCAGAGCAUGUUUACGUUUCUCACUCUGAGCUCGACAUGAUAUUUGCUUUUAUUCAUUUUCCUUUUCUUUUUCUUUUUGGUCUUUAAACUGGGUUAAGGUUUUAUUUUGCUGUUUAUAUAUUGGAUUGUGCAGCAGUCGGGUCAAUUUUGUUGUAAUAAAUGAAUUUUAAUUAGAGUAGAAUCAGAUUUUUAAAGAUAGUGAGAGAAGAAGAAGAAGAAGGACUUUAUUGACCCCCAAAGCAAAAUUCAGAUUCAAGGAGUCCCGUGUGAAAUUGUCGACUUAAUAACUGAACUCCGGUGUGUUUGAGGCUGAGGUGUAAUAUUCAGUCAGAACAUCUGAUUAGUCCUGAAUUUCUAACUCAACCUCUCCUUUUUGUGCCUCUGCUUUUUUCAGCUCUAUGUCGUCUCACAGUACAAAAUUCUCGUCAGUCUUCUCGGUAAGUUUCUCUCCCUUUUAAUAAACACCUAUAAAGCUGAUUUGAUUCUUCAGUGUUCAUGUCUUUUUAUCAACUCUGUAAAUAGCACUCCUUUUCAGUCUCCGAACAGAAAUAGAGUAAUCUGUUUUCUCCUGCAGAGAACAACAUCCACGUCCACGACCUCCUGACCUUCCAGCAGAUCACUGUCCUGUCCAAAGCUAAAGGAGCCACGCUCUUCGCCUGUGACCUGCAGGUCAGUUACAGCCCCUCUGAGGAUCCAGCCGGGGACUCGAGACAUAAAUCCUCCAUUGCUUAUUAUCACUUCACAGUAGCUGCAACGUUCAUAUAUCCAAAUCCCUCCUCUGAGACCUCCGCUCUGUCUCACAGUCGUACAGCCACAGAUGAGUCAGUUUCAUGUUAGGAAACUUGUUUCAUGUCCAGGAAGCUUUGAGUGAGCUGGUUUAUGGACCAUCAAAAGAGACUGCAAGUGGUUCAUAACCAGCAGUUCUUACAAGUCUAGACCCACUUAAUGCAGGUCAUCUGCUCUGUAAUUUACUGUCCUUUUUCCUGGAACUCAGAUCUGUCUUCAGUGUGUGUCAGGAUCAGAAAUUCUCGAUUUAUCCAAGAGGGAAAUUCAGUCGUCACAGUGGAGAAGUAAGAAUGAGGGAAUAUAAGUAGGAAUAUCAACAAAAAUAUUCCUUCAUUCUUACUUCUCUAUUGUAGAAAGAGCUGAUUCUGCAGUUAAUUAUAUGUUCAGUUUGAUAUCCUGGAGAGUUUUGAAGAUUUGGAGAAGGAACUAAGUCCAGGACCCAACAGGAGACCUGAUACUCAGAGGGAGGAGUUGGGCAGUUUAGGGCUGGACGAUAUGUCCUCAAAUCAAUAUCACGAUAUAUUAAUCAGUUCACCGCGAUAAUGAUAAAUGGACAAUAACUACUCCACAAGCUGCUCACCCCCUCCCACAUUAACUUCGUCUCCUUCAGCCACUACAACUUUCUCUCCGUCCUCCAUCUCCUCACCUGUCUUUCCCUCUUUGUUACAGACUGGAUGGGGUGGAGUCACGUCUCUGACGUAGGACAGUGUCUUAAAGGGACAUGAGACCAAAGCCUACCUACCCACAUUUAUUUGACACAGAAUAUACCGAUAUGGGCAAAAUGACGUCGGUUAUUGUCGUAAAUUUAAGUAUUGGUAAAUUUCAGUUUAUCGCCCAGCCCUAGUACAGUUUGAUGUCCACACUCGGGGUUGACCUGCAGUGCAUUUUGGGAGAAUGCGUCUGAAUUUACUUUGUGUUUUACCCUCCUAGAUGAGGCUUUACCAGCCUUACUGGCACGGUUAUGCAGUUCAUGUCAGAGAAGUGAAAAAUAGAGAUUAAUCAGAUAAUCAGAAAAUGAGAAAAACACACAUUCAUGUACGUUCAGGUUUGCACUUUAUAAUCUCACAUGCUGCUUCUGCUGAAUCCCCCAAAAACAGACAAACCUCAGGAGUUUAUGGACCAAUUUUCCAGAACAGAAGAAACAACAUGAUGUUUUUUUUUUCUCUCUAAAUUUGGAAGAGUGGAAGAUGCUGAGUGAUCACGUCUUCUCUUGUGUUGUCUGCGAGACUUUUUUGCAGUGUGUGCUUGUUUUUAUCUAAUGUGUUCAUGUUUUUUUCUAAAUUGCUGCUGCCAAAGAGUUUCAAACUGUCUUGUGUUGUUUUAAAACAAAGUCAGCACAGAUCUGUCUGUUCUUUUAAGCUCAUGUGCUUUCAGUUUUAUUAUUUUUAAAGUCUCUAAAUGGAAACAAACUUUGCAGGUGAUGGGCUCAAACAAACAAAGAAAGAAACUUCUCAUUAUUUCCCGGCACAGUCAGACAGUCAAAAUAACCUUUUUUUUGUAAUAUUUGUGUGUUUUUUGUCUCUAUUGUCUCUCAGCAAACCAGCUCAGGAGAGGAGCGGCUGAGGAUGUGUGUCGCCGUGAAGAAGAAGCUGCAGCUGUAUUACUGGAAGGACCGGGAGUUCCAUGAGCUGCAGGUGAACUGAAACACAUUUCUGACUCUGAAUUCUGUGAGUUUCCAGUCCUUUCAGAGAUCUGACUGUUUUCUUUCUGUCUGACAGGGAGACUUCGGUGCUCCAGAUAUUCCAAAGUCCAUGGCGUGGUGUGAAAACUCCAUAUGUGUUGGUUUCAAACGAGACUAUUACCUCAUUCGGGUAUGUGCUACAGGAAAGAAAAACACACAGUUUUACUGAGAGAGUGGUACUCCACCCAUAAUAUAUCUUAUAAAUAUAAAAACUUCAUCUGUUUUAGAGACGUGAUUUAUGAGAAUAGCCGUACAAACCACCCAUGUGGCCGAACUUGCCUCUCCUCUGUCGGCGUUUUUAUCUAUUUUCUAUAAACUGUUACAUGUUUCACGGCUGAAAAACGAACUUUUAAUUUCUUUCUUUCUAUCGAGGCGAACUACAAACUUUUCAAAGGUGCUCUUUAAGUCUUACAGAGAGAGUUUCAAAGACAGCCUCUGGGAGGAGUAAUACCUCUUUAAAUCUUCUCUCUGAGCGCCACUUUUGAAAAGUUCAGAAACAGUUCGUUCAUAAAUGUGUUCCUGUCGUCUCAGAUGGACGGUCGCGGCACCAUCAAGGAACUAUUUCCCACCGGCAAACAGCUGGAGCCUCUGGUCGCCCCGCUGGCUGAUGGGAAGGUUGCAGUCGGUCAGGAUGAUCUCACUGUGGUGCUAAACGAAGAAGGCGUCUGCACCCAGAAGUGCGCCCUGAACUGGACAGACAUUCCCAUCGCCAUGGGUGAGAAACAAGCACAACAACUAACACUUUUUCAGUCUCUUCUGCUCUGCUUUAGAGCUUUAUUUCAGCAAGAGUGAAUCUGUGUAUGACAGGAGCGGGGUUAGUUUUUAGGACGACACAAAAAUCUGUUUUUUUAAAGCCUGAAUGAAAGAGGUGGAGGAAGUGGAUGAACAGUAGGGGUAGUGCAGAGAAGAGAAAGUGAGAGAAGAGAGAGAGAAGUUGAAGUUUAUUUGUGGGUGUGGAAACCUGCAGAACCAAACUGUAACAAGUCGAGGAGUUUUACGUGCAAACACAGAGGAAAACGUCAGGAGUGUGGGAGGGGCUGAUGGCGUGUUCUCUUCACCUGUGUCCCAUAAAGAAAACAGGUGAUGUUCAGUCCAAAAUGGUGCUCCAACUGAGCAGAGGAGGACUUAAAAAUGUUCCUGUCUAGUGUCAUCGAGAACCGUGCAGAACCAGAAAUGAAUAUUCCCAAAUAUUGACAUCUGAAAAGCUGAUUUAGCUCGAGGUUUGACUUCAACUCUCAUCCGUUUGUCAGCUUCUGUCCACUUUUUCUGCCUCCAUCUACCGUCCCAGUCGAGCCUCCAAAAGUCCAAAAAUGAAUUGUAUGAAAAGAGUGUAUCGGUUUGAUUCUUAUCGACAUUAUCCGAACGACAGGGCCUUGUAUGAAAGAGUUUGCCCCUGAUAAAACUCCUUUUUAGAAACUCACAGGAUACAAGGAGGCGGCCUAAAGAGAAACAGGUUUUCGGGGUUUUGGCACAUCAAAAGUGAGGAAGAGCUUCUGUGGGGGGAACAGUUGUGACAGCUGGUUUCAGGGAAUACGCUCGGAUCUGUCUUUUUGAAAUCAUGCGGGUUUUUAUUUCACACUAAGACUACAAAGUCGAGAGAAAUCCGCCUUCAAUUCUUUCAGUGAAGCGAGAUCAGAAUCUGAAAUGAAUCUUUUUCCUCUUUCCAUCGUUUGAUCAGAUCUCGUCUGCUCAUGAAGAUCGUUUUAAUCAAACCCAGCUGUCCCUGUUUGAUCAGGCCUGUAAUAGUGCCGUCUGUUUCUUUCUCGUCGCACUGAUUGAGCAGGUUAGUUCACAUACCAGCAGCUGGUUAUGAAACAAACACCUGAUGAAUUCAGCGGUUUCUAAGUGCUGCCAAAAAUCAGACAGUUCUCGUCGUUCAGCCGCAGCCUCCAGAUUUCCACCCUGACUGGGCCGUGCUGCUGUUUCCACGAGUCAGAAUGGAAAACCUGAUUUUAGAUCAGCUUCUUUAUCAUGUGACCGAGACACGACACGUCUGGGUUACUUGUGAUGAUGCGUACGAGCGCCGGUGUUGAUUUAGAGGUUUCUCAGUCAAAAAAAAGGAAGAGCAGGAGGGAAAUGAAGCCUCAGGUCGCAGUUUCAUGUCACUUCUCAAAUCCUCUUUUGAUGCAGUCGGCUCUUUGGCUCAGAGUUUUAGAGGUGUUGAGUUUCAAAUGAAUCUAACUGACCAUCUUAAAUGUACGAAAGAGGAUAAGGGCCACAUGAAGAGAGAAAAAAAUAUUUUACAUGAAGGAGAUUAAAGUCGAAAUUUCCAGAUUAAAAUCUGGAAAUUUUGACUUUCAAUUGAAUUUAAUUUUUUUUAAAUCUUGAUAAUUUGACUUUAAUCUUGAAUUUUCAAUUUUUAAUCUCGAAAUUUAUUUAUUUUUUCAUUUCGACUUUUUCAAAUUAUGACUUUAAUCUCAAUUUCAAUUUUUAAUCUCGAAAUUUCAACUUUAAACUCGAAAUUUGAUUUUUUUUCAUUUUGACUUUUUUAAAUAUUGUCUUUAAUCUCAAUAUUUGGACUCUAAUCCCAAAAUUUUGACUUUCAUCUUGAAAUUUUAAUUUUUAAUCUCUGAAAUUUCGAAUUUUUUUUUUCAUUUUGACUCUUUCAAAUUUCGGCUUUAAUCUCGAAAUUUAAAUCCUAUAAAUUUCGACUUUAUUUACAUUAUUUAGAUUUUUAAUCUCAAUUUCAAUUUUUAAUCUUAUCUCAGUUUUUUUCAUUUCAACUUUUAAAAUUUCGACUGUAAUCUUGAAAUUUUAAUUUCUAAUCUCGAAAUUUCGACUUUAAUCUUGAGAUUUUUUUUCAUUUUGACUUUUUUAAAUAUCAACAUUUGUAUCUUGAAAUUUUGACUUUGAGCAGAAACGGAAAAUUUAAGAAAAAAUCUCCCUUCUGUUAUAUUUUUUCCUCUCCUUGUGGUCCUAAUCCUCUUUAGUAUAAAUGUCCAUUGAUGGAGAAAAUGUGUUUAAAAAGUUGAGACCUGAUCCAGAGACUCAUCUCUGUCCUUUUUAGACCUCCUUAAGUCUACAGUCAGAGGUUAGACCGGGUCAAAGCUUCAAGAGUAAUCAGCACUUAGACACUCAAGUCUGUAACUGAAAACUUUUCAGCUUCUGUCAGCAUUUUCAAGCGUUUAUCCUUUUCUCUUACAAGGUCUUCUUGCUCCAGGUUGUCUGUUUUAUCUCACUCUCUCUCUCUCUCUCUCUGCUCUUUUCGAACGUCCUCAGAGCACCAGCCUCCGUACAUCAUCGCUGUUCUUCCUCGGUACGUGGAGAUCCGGACUGUGGAGCCUCGGCUGCUGGUGCAGAGCGUGGAGCUGCAGAGACCGCGCUUCAUCACCUCAGCAGGGUGAGGAGCUCUGUCGUCUCAUUAACGGUCAAAUAUGAUCAUAUAUGAUGUUUAUGGCUUAAAGCUAGCAAAGAUCAGAAAUCCACUCCCUCAAAAUGAAAAGACCAAACUGUGAAACUAUAAACUGCACCUUUUUCGUGCUGCUCGCUCCAUUGUUGCGCCUUUUCUCUGAUCUUUCUUCCAUCCUUUCUUUCGUUCUCCUUCCUGUUUGAAAUGAUCGCAGUAAUGCGCGUCUCUCAUCACUUCAGUUCCUCUGGCUGUUUUCCGUCUCUAAUCUUGUUUUUCCUCUUUAUCUCUCUCAGGCCAAAUAUCGUCUACGUCGCCAGCAACCAUUUCGUGUGGCGUCUGGUGCCCGUGUCCAUCGCCAGCCAGAUCCGGCAGCUCCUCCAGGACAAGCAGUUUGAGCUGGCUCUCCAGCUGGCGGUGAGCAGAACAACCCCUCCAUUCACCAUCAAACCCUGUUAUUAAAUCCCUCAGGAUUCAAUUAGUGCUUCAGCUCCGAGGAUGGAACUCUGAGAUCACUUUUCUUCAUUAGAGCAGCACCAUGAAACAGAAACUCUAUCUCUAUAUCAAUCUCUCUCUCUCUCUCUCUCUCUUCUCCGGGGGCAUUUUCCUGGAAUUAAAAAAGGCCGCUCAUGUGCUUCUCAAAUUCGAGGAAACCAAAAUGAGUUUGAGCACCGGUGUGUUUAUUUUGUUUGUAUUGUUUUCCAGAAGAUGAAGGAUGAUUCAGACGGCGAUAAAAAGCAGCAGAUCCAUCACAUCCAGAACCUCUACGCCUUCAACCUGUUCUGUCAGAAGAGGUUCGACGACUCCAUGCAGGUGUUCGCCAAACUCGGCACAGGUAAUAAUCAUAAUAAUAAAACUUAAUUUAUGAAGAACUUUAUAAAAACAACAGUUAAUAAUAGAGAUGGAAAACAAAGCAGGAGUUGUAGAAGGCCAACAAACUUCAGACUCGAAUGUUUCAAAGGCCAACGAUCAAAACAAAGACGAACAACAAGAGAUUUAAUUAAUGUAAAAUAUCUGUAUUUAUAAUCCUGGUUUCUUUUAUUAAUUGUAUUUAAAGUGUAUCCCAUGUUUUUAUCUCCAGUGAAGUUACUCAUUUCUCUUUUUGUUAUUCGUCAAUUUAUGAUCGGUGUAGGACAGAGAAGAGAUUAGUUGGGAGGAGGAAAAGGGAAUAAGUCUAAUGAGGCGCUCACACCAAGCGCAAAUCAAAUUAAAUUAUCUACUCGCUUAAUUCGCGCGAAUCAAGAUGUGUGAAAAAAUAGUAUUUACUCGUUAUAUUUGUGUGUCAACGGUAAUUUCAACGGUAAUCCCUGCCAAUUAGAUCAAGUGAUAGACAAAGGUUUUUUACAAUUUACCAGGUAAACCGACCUCCUCACUCCUUUGUAUUCCGGUUUCAGAAAUAAAAGAAAAGGUAUCAUAUCAUUCAGGGCUCCCCUUAGAUGCCAGUGAACAACGAUCCGUUUUCAUACAUCAAACGUCAACCUUCGUGCUGAUUUAUUAUCGUGACGCGAAUAUCUGUUCAAGUUGAGACAUUUUCAGCUCCUGCCCAAUUCGCGUCAUUCGCGCCGCCAGAGCAGUACAAGCAUCUAAUUGCAUCUUUACAUUGACUUCAUAUGUAAUUCAUUCGCGCGACUUUUUACUCCAAUGUCCAAACAUAAAACAGUUUAAAACAAAAUAUAAAGAACAUGUUUUCACGGGAUACAAGGAUGUACAAUAAUAGUAACUAUUAUCAUUAUCAUCAUUGUUUUGUUAUUUUCACUGUGGUGGUUAUUUUUAUUGCUAUUAUUACUAUGAUGAUUAAUAUUAUUAUAUAAUAUUAUGAUAUAUAUUUAAACCAUUAGUGUAGGAGAAGGGCUGGGACUAGAUAAGUCUCGACUUCUUCCCACUCCUUUUUGAACUUGAAUACCUUUUUGUCAUUUGUUGUUUUAUUCUUUACUUUAUUGUUUUUUUAAAAUAUGUUCAAAAUAAACUUCAAUCAAUCAAUCAAUCAUGAAAAUAACACUUCUCUUUUUGUGCACUUGUUGUUCAAAAGACAAAUAUAUAAGAUGUAAAUAAAAACAAGAGGAGACUGAGUUUGUCUGUCUGACAUCUUCAGGUCUAGUGAUCAGUCGAGAUCUAGGAUUCACGCGAAGGUUCCUGCUAGAGGACCUCAGACUCACAGAUAUCAGAUGGAUCCAUUUAAGGACUUUAAACACAGGCAGUAAAAUCUUAUAAUCAGUCCUAAAACUCUAAGAGGUUUGGUUUUUCUCCUCUCAGAGUCGUCGUCUGAAUUCUGUAAGUCAGAGCUCGACUUUGUGUUUGCAGUAAGGAUGUGUGUUUCCAACUGAACCAGAUGUAAACAGUUAACAACAAAAGACUUCACAGUAAUGAUAAUUACUCAUGACUUAUGGGAGUAAAUAAUCGCUGCUAUUGAGGCUGUCAAGAUUAUUAUGUUAGCUGAUUAUUGUUUGAUAUGUUUAUGGAAUAAAAUGUCGCCAUCUGUGUUUAGUUUCAUUUUAAAUUCAUGUCAAAAUAAUCAGCAGUCUAGUUUUUUUUUAUUCUCCUCACAUGAACAACAUGUGCCGUCUAAAUCCAAACUCCUGAAUAUUGUCAAUAAAGUUUAAAAAUUAAUUAUUUUAUCAUUUCCUUUGUUCCUGUGCUCUGCAGAUCCCACUCAUGUGAUCGGCUUGUAUCCAGACCUGCUCCCAUCAGACUAUCGUAAACAGCUGCACUACCCGAACCCUCUGCCCACGCUGUCCGGGGCGGAGCUGGAGAAGGCUCACCUGGCUCUCAUCGACUACCUUACCCAGGUGUGUGUGAUGUUGCUUGAUUGAUUAGGAUGCAUUUUGUCAGAAAUCACUUUUGAUUGGCUGAGACUGACGAGGAUUUUAAUCUUCAUUUCCGUGUCUCCUCCGCAGAAACGCAGCCACCUUGUGAAACAGCUGAACGAUUCGGAUCCUUCGACGACAUCCCCGCUCAUGGAGGGAACGCCGACCAUCAAGAGCCGCAAAAAACUUCUGCAGAUCAUCGACACCACGCUGCUGAAGUGUUACCUGCAUGUAAGACCCUCACUGUCAUCCUAAACCGUGUCCAUAUUUAAGAGUUUACCUAUUUAUGAGUUCUUACUUUGUCAAGUUUCGUCGUGUCCUCUUUAAAACUCUAAUCCCAUUAAGAGUUUGGUGUGAAGUGUUUGGAAAAACUAAAAAAACUGAUGUGUAAAGAAACACAUCAAAUAUUUUUUUAUAAAAGUAUAUGCUAAUUUUAAAUUUGAUGACAGCAGUAUGCUCCAAAAAAUACUGAAAAGGUGGAGUAACCCUUAAAAAAAAACACCUGGAAGAACAUCUCCAAACUGAUAACAUGGAUUUGCAACAGGUCAGUAAAAUACGGUGGCCCUGAAGUGCAAAACAUGGCGGCAAAAGAUAAAACACAAAGGUUAAUGUUAUAUUUUCUCUUAUGUUGUUGUGUUUUGCAUCUUGGGGCUACCGUAGUGAAAAAACUAGAUAUUAAAAAAAAAAAGGUUCAGCGAGGCUGAGUCUCUCUGAGAUAAAAAUGGGGGCGGGGUUAACCACUCUGUGAGAGACUGCGAGAGCCGACGGUUCAGCAAUUUCAAUAAAAAUGUGAAGAAUUUGAGGGUUUAAUCACCGAUGGUUCAGGAGAAGAUUCAGCAGAUGUGGAGACCUCUCUGUUCAAAAGAGACAAGACCGAGACCAGAUGGUCGGGAUCUUUGGGUCCUCAGGCGGUGCUGCAACGUCCCCCCAAAAAACAGAUUAUGACAGCAGAGUUCAACACUGGACCCAAAAACAGAAGAUAAAACUGUAGAUUAGAUUAGAUUAGAUUAGAUAUGACUUUAUUUAUGUUUUAUUUAUCUGUACCAUGCAAAGAGGAAACAACAUGAAAACAUGAUCUGGAAAUGUCAGUGACUUUUCUAGGACUGAGACAAAGUAGAGAACAGUCUGUGGUCUGACAGUCAAAGAUUGACACUCUUUUUGGACAUCAUGGAGGCGUCCAAGUCCGAAUCCAGCCUCCCUGAUUAUUCUGGGGAUCAUCAGAGUCCAUGUCGAUGUUUAUCCUCCACAUCUGUGAAGGUUUAGGAGCAACAUCUGCUGCCAUCCAGAUGAUGACUUUUUUUCUGGGGCCAUUUUACAUUUUACAACAGAAGAAGCCAAACUACAUUCGAUUAGUUAUUUUUUCACUAUUUCCAUUUAAAUUAUUAGAAAAUCAUCAAAAUCAGUUUUAAAUCACUUUGAUAAAUCGAGGAGUUUGGACAAAAAUGACAGUGAGAGUACAGGCGGUACACUUACUGCUGCUCAUUCCUCUCUCUCUUGGUCUGUUUCCAGGUUUUCCUCCAUACACUGGAACAAAAUAUCUAUUAUAGAAAGAUUGAUACACACUUAUUCUGUAUUAAGUAAUCACUUUUGUCUAAGAGUGAACUUUUUUCAAUAACAUGCGGCUCUCAAAAACCUUGGCUCUCCUGGACUUGGCGCUCCUCACUGCCCACUUACAGUAACACGGCGUUAGAUCACAGCAGAGUCCGUCCAAACUCUGACAAACAACAGCGCCGAACUGAGGAGCCAAAUGGGCUCUGAGUUUAUAGCUCCACUUUGAAGAACCAGAACUGAAUCGGGUCAAAAAAGUUCUGUCAUCUCAGUUUUAAAGCUGCAGGUUCUGUGGGUCUGCUGUUGUUUUAGGGGAAUAAAAACGUUAGAAAUUCAAUUCAGGAGGCAAUCUGUGCGUCGAACUCAUCUGGGUUUAAUAAACGAAGAGAUCACAGAUACAAGCUGAUCUCUCUGUUUACCUCCUCCUCCUGUUUCAUGUUGCUUUGGCACAAUAAAGGCCGUGUUAACAGACGGCUGCUGGGAUAACCUUGAAGGUCUCAUAACACGCUCCUUUCCUCCUCUCGUUCAGACUAACGUCGCUCUGGUGUCGCCCCUCCUCCGCCUGGAGAACAACCACUGCCACAUCGAGGAGAGCGAGUACGUCCUGAAGAAAGCGCACAAGUACAGCGAGCUCAUCAUCCUCUACGAGAAGAAGGGUCUGCACCAGAAAGGUAAGAGCCAGACCGCCGAUCCACCCGAGUCCCUGAUCAUGUUCAAACAUCAGUAAUAAUAACUAGGGCUGUACUCAACCAAAGAAAUUCUUGGUCGACUAAAACCCUGAAAUUUUUUACCAAUGCGGCGGGGGACGACGCGGCUCAGCGGGGUCAAAAUAAACUGAUAUCAGCACAAGAAGGCAGUUAAACAUGAAACAAAAUAGAAAUAAAUAUUCAGCAAACCCCCAGACGUUGAUUGACAUGGAUGCUCUUCAAUCUUCCUGUCUUCAGCCGGUCUCCAGUGGUGGGGGAAAGUCCCGCCCUCCUUCGCCUCUGAUUGGCUAGAAGUGCUGGGCUCCGAUUGGUUAUUCCUUAAGGCUGUGAAACGUCAUCGUCUGUCAGGUUAGGGUUUGGAGAUUCAGAAGUGCGAUUAUGUUCUGUUUGAUGUACAGAUCCAACAGCCCGCGUUUGGCUUGAGCGUGUGAUGAAGUUUCCAGCUUUUCUAGCCAAUCAGAGGCGACAUAGGUGGGACUUUAGGUUGGGCGAAUCCAAAAUGGUAAAAACAAGGGGGGUGUUCUGAGACAGGCUGUUAGGGUAAGGGUGCUCUGAAAACACCCCCAUGGGCACUUGGUACGUUCCUUCUGAUGAAAUUAACCAUAGACUGUAAAUCGACACGGAAAAAAAUCAAGUCGACCAAUCAGAAUUCAGUCAGAAGUCAGAAGUCUGAGCUGAAAAUGACGUCACACCCGAGUUACGAGCGUUUCAGUUACCAAGUCGGAAAAAAUCUGAAAACAAGAUGGCUUCAUCUACGAAAGUUAUUUUAUUACCUGCCUUGUCCGAAUAAAAUAAAUUCAACUCGGACUUUCCAGCCCGAGUACUAACCCUGUUAGUAAAACAAAAUCGCUCUCUUCCACUUCACGUCUUUAACUAAGUGAAAUCGGAAAUCUUGCAUCACCAGGCAGCAAACAACUCAAACGAUUUAACCGGCUAGUAAACGAUAUAAAACUGGAGGUAAUUUGUUGUUGUGGUUUUAUCUGUUGCAGACCUCGGUGUGACAGCUGAAAACACAACAAUAAAACUCCACCGAACAUCUGUUUCCAGUCAGAGCGUCAGGCUGGAUGUUGAAUUUGAGGAUUGAGUGUUGAAAUAAUGAAGCUUUUAGUUUUCCUCUUAACCUCCUGAUUCAGAAACGUCACAUCGUGUCUGUGUGCGAGCUCCAAGUGUCAGUUUAGUGUCUGUAGCUCUGGGUACAGGGUCCAUCACGGUCCCUCUCAGAGGAGGUUUUUCCAGCUGCCUAAUCGUCAUUCAGACUCUGGACCGCUCUCGCUGCGAGAACAGCUGGGCCUAAUCGACCCGCCGAGAGUUGUGACUUCAUGCAGCUCACGUCUGCCUCUCCUCCUCUCUCUCUCACUCUCUCUCGGACGAUCAAAACCAGCUGUUGGAGCUCACCAGUUUACAGCGCCUGCUCCUCGUCCUCUUUAAUUAUGUAAUCCAGUGUGCAUCCUGCGCCUGCUACUCUCCAUCAUUGCUCCCGCUCUCCUCUAACUCCUCCUCCCCCUGUUUACCUCCACGCAGCUCUGCAGGUUCUCCUGGAUCAGUCCACCAAAGCCAACUCUCCUCUGAAAGGCCACGAGCGAACGGUGCAGUACCUCCAAAGACUGGGUAAGUCGAAGUUUUCCCUCCGCAGAUGAAAAGUUUAGUCUGAUUCAUGCCUGAAAAUGAUGAAAUUAGAGGUUUAAAUACACGGAUCGUACGUCUCUGUGGUUUAUUUUUUAAUCUGAGCUUCAACCUUGUGUCUCUCUGCUCGCCCUCAGGAGUGGAGAAUUUAGGGAUCAUCUUUGAGUUUUCUCCGUGGGUCCUGAAGAUCUGUCCUGAGGAUGGACUGAAGGUGAGCCGCGCUAACUUCUUAUUUUGGUCCGUCAGCGUAAACGGCGUCUUAUCUCUGCAGAGGAAGCUUCAUUUUCUUCAGCGACAGUCAGCACUAAGAGCAGAAAUCCUCUCCUCCUCUCACAGAUCUUCACGGAGGACCUGACCGAGGUGGAGACUCUGCCCAGAGAUAAGGUCCUAAACUUCCUGAAAGAGGGCUUCAAGGAGCUCGCCAUCCCCUAUUUGGAGCACAUCAUUUACAUCUGGGACGAUAAGGGCCCCGAGUUUCACAACGUGCUGAUCCAGCUCUACCUGGAGAGGGUCCAGGGCCUCAUGAAACAGUACCUCAACUCACUUCCUGAAGGUAACAGCAGGAGGAGGAGAAGUUAACCAGGGAGUAACUCACAUUUAUAGAACGAUGAAAGUCGAGCUGUUGGGCUCGUUUUUUAAUCUUUAUCUGGAUACUAAUAAAUUAAAAGAAGAACUGACAGAUCUUCAACUUUUUACCUCGUGGCAAAACAAAAAAAAGGAAAAAGGAGCGUCUGAUAUCUCCUCAGACCGUUUUUGGAAAUAAUCCUCCAGCCCAGUGAAAAUAAUUCUAAUUUAUGGUCUGAUUUUUAUGAGUUUAUUUCUCUCACGUCGACUCAUUCUACCUCCCCUCAGAUAAAACCUUUGUCAGGCCUCUUCAUGAAAACCAUCUCUCUCUCUCUCUCUCUCUGUUUUCCCCCCGUAAUGAUCCUCCGCCAGCGUGUAGACUCUGCAGAAAAGCUCAUUACCGUGCACUCUGCCUGAAAAAUAAACCAAUAAAGACGUCCAGUAAAAUAAAUAAAGGAGUUAGAGGUGCAGGUUAUGUCUCUGUGAGGGAUGUUACAGCACACAGCCGUGAUAUUCAGGGUUUACUGAGAUCCUCGUUCAUGAAAAAUAACUUUUCCACGAAUUUGAGCGUCCUGACUCUGCAGAUUUUGUUUUUGUAAACAGCUGCAGCAAACAGUUUUAUUAAUAAUAACGAUAAAUGCUUUACCCGCUGUGAUGUGGGAACUCAAACAAACAAGCAUCAAGAAUCUCGUCUUUGAAAGAGGUCUCUGAGUCUGUCGUAGGGCUGGGCGAUAUGUCCUCAAAUCAAUAUCACGAUAUAUUGAUCAGUUCACCUCGAUAACAAUAAAUGGACGAUAAUUACUCCUCAAGCUGCUCACCUCCUCCCACAUUAACUUCGUCUACUUCAGCCGCUCCAACUUUCUCUCCGUCCUCCAUUUCCUCACCUGUCUUUUCCUCUUUGUUACAGACUGGAUGGCGUGGAGUCACGUCUCUGACGUAGGACAGCGUCUUAAAGGGACAUGAGACCAUAGCCUACCUACACACAUCCAAAAACAACUUUUAUUUAUUUAUUUUUUAGACACCGAAUAUACCGAUACGGGCAAAAUGAUGUCGGUUAUUGUGGUAAAUUUUGGUAUCAGUAAAUUUUUCGGUUUUCCGCCCAGCCCUACUCCAUUGUCAGGUUCCCUACAAUCCUGUACAAACCCUUUUUAUCUAUCUUUUUUCAGAAUUAAAGUAAAAAAGUAAAAUAAGUAUCAAAUAUAAUAGUUUUAAAGAGGGUUAAGAUCAUAUUUGAGCUUUAAAACUUCCAGAAAUAUAAGGUUAUGUGUUACAUUCUUGCCGAUCACCUUCAUGUUAAAACACGCAUACGUAUACCUGUAUAUUAUCUCUAUAUUUUUACUUAUCUAUUAUUUAUCUCCUCUUUUACUGUAUUUGCACUGGAGUUACUGUGACUAAAGUAAUUUCCCCCCUGGGGAUUAUCAAAGUAUUUCUGAUUCUGAUUCUGGUUCUGAUUCUGUUGCAGGAGUUCCAGCCGUCGCUGCAGGAAAGGAGGAAGGUGAUCUGGGCGAGUACAGGAACAAACUGCUGUCAUUUCUGGAGAUUUCCAUCAACUAUGAACCGGCCAGACUCAUCAGUGACUUCCCCUUUGACGGUAAGAACCGGGUCAGGAAGAACCGGAGUGUUUUUGUCGUGGAUAAGCUCCAGGACAAACCGAAAACAAGGUGUUUUUAACUUUUCCACCUGCUCACGUUCAGCAAACCUGGACGGUCACAGUAAAAAUAUUUAUAAGUCGGGGUUGGAGGGUGGGAUUUGCUCUUUUUGACCUUGUUUUCCACCUUAAAGGUCUGCUGGAGGAACGGGCUCUGCUCCUGGGUCGGAUGGGUAAACACGAGCAGGCGCUCUUCAUCUACGUUCACAUCCUGAAGGACACCCGCAUGGCUGAGGAGUGAGUCAUCCUGCAGAAACACGCAGAAAUGAACACUUCCAAAUUAACACGUUUAAAGUGACGCCACGGGAAAAAAAGUUUAAUUUUGUGUGAACUUUUUUGUACAUUUGUGCUCAUGAUUGCGUCUGUUUUUUCUGCAGUUACUGUCGCCGUCACUACAGCAGCUCCGUCGAAGGAAACAAAGACGUGAGUGACUUUGAUUCUUUUCUUACCAGCUGCAGUUUCUCCGUCUCUGACUGACUCUGACUCUGCUGUCUUUGUGUUUUCAGAAAGCGCUCCUUAGAUAUGAUCGAUUAUUUACGGCUUACAGAAGACAGAGUUCAUGUUCCCUCGAAUAAAAUCCUCUUAUCGCAGAAAUUACAGCCAAUACUGACGGUUAUUUAUGUGGCGUUUAAUUGUUUCUGUAACCUGUAAAUAAAAAUGUUCUGGAUCAUUAAACAGGGAAUCAUUCAGCUUCAACUGUGUGUGAAAAAAGAUCCUGACGAACACUUUAAAUCAGAUUUAUGUGUUUGAAUUAAACAAAUAACAUCGCUGCGGUUCUUAGAGGGUUAGAUCUAUGUUAUGGUUGUUUACCAGCAUAUCUAUAUGAAAGAGAUUCAGGGCCACAAGAAGAGAAAAAACAAUUACAGAAGAAAGAUUUAUUUAAUUUCCAUUUUGAGAUUAAAGUUGAAAUUUAAAAAGUCAAAAUUUCGACUUUACACAUGUUGACUUUAAUCUCAAGAUUUCGACUUUAAUCUCAAAAUAUAAAUCUUUUAAAUCUAGAAGUUUUGACUUUAUACACCACAUUUUGUAAUCUCAAAAUUGCGACAUUAUUCACGACAUUUUGACAUUUCGUAAUCUCAAAAUUUCAACUUUAAUCUCGAAAUUUCGACUUUAUUGACAUAAUUUGGAUUUUUUUUUUUUAAGGUCAAAUUUUUGACUUUAAUCUCAAAAUUUUAAUUUUUUUAACCUAGAAAUUUUGACAUUAUUCACGACGUUUCACCAUUUUUUAAUCUUGAAAUUUUUUACUUUAAUCUCCAAAUUAAAAAAUUUUUAAUCUUGAAAUUUGACUUUAUUGACAGAAAUUGGAUUUUUUUAAUGAUAAAAUUUUGACUUUAUCUCCAUCCUGUAAUUUUUUUUUCGUCAUGUGGCCCUAAUCCUCUUUCCUACGUCUACCACGCUCCUCUCUCUUUUUUAAGUGUCUUUUUUUUCCUGGAUCUUCUCACACUUUGGCAAAAAUGAAAUCAUCUCCUCUUCCUUCAUGAUUUAUUUUCUUGGUUUUAUGAAAGAACAGAAGAAGCUCUCGUCGUUGAUAGAUACUGAUGCAGAGAUGUCUAAAUGUGAAGUAUGAACCUCCUCGUUUCUGCAGGUGUAUUUGUCUCUGCUGAGGAUGUACCUGUCCCCUCCUGACGUCCACUGCCUGGGGCCAAUCAAGAUGGAGCUGUCUGAGCCUCAGGCCAACCUCCAGGCGGCUCUGCACGUCCUGGAGCUGCACCACAGCAAACUCAACACCACAAAGGUAAACCGCAGCAGGGGGACUGAAGUAAAUCUCUUAUUAUUCAUGUUGAAUUAUCUAAAACUGGUGCAGGACUUUCACAGACUCAAAUUCAUGUCACAGGGAAUCAAUCCAAAUCAAAUCAUCGUCCUAUCUUUGUGAAAAUAAAGCAGUGACUUCACCUGUUUGAACAUUUCAUUUGUGUUAUGGGUUUGUUCUGUCGAAGGUAAUAAAUCUGCUGCUUCAGAUCUCCACCAGAGUGCAGAGGAGUCUGAAUAUCUCUAUAAACGGCUGAUUUAACCACCUGAACCCAGAAACAAAGCUGCUCAGUCCAGAACCAGCUCCUGACCCAUUUCCACAGUAAAUCACUGACCGCUGUCUCGUAAAGGAGGAUGUCCUUUACUGAAGAAAGCUUUUAUAAAGCUUAUAAAACAUGUAACGGCUCCCAUCACAAUCCAGCCGGAGAAAAUCUGUCCACACAGUCCAGAUCGAGGAGAAAACAGUCGCUCAGCAGAUGUUUCUCUUCCUCUCUGAAUCUGAUGUUACAGGAACAGAGACCCCCGGCUUUAAAGGGCUUCCAUUAUGUCUCUGUAUAUAUUUGUAAAUGCUGUUUCCUGACCUGUGAUUUAACGUGGAGAUGAGUGAGUCUGAAAGGCUCUGCUGAUCUCAGGUCAGACACACCUGUCGAAUUAAAGCCCUGCGGGAGAAAAGUGCAGCCUGAUGCUGCGUCCCUCUGUUCAAAGCUGUGUCUCUGAGCGUUUUUCAUCCGGAGCUGCAACUAAAAGAUUAAUUUCAGACCUAAAAGUCUUUGAGUGUUUGCUAAAACUCUCCCUCUGUGCUGCCAGAGUGUGAUUAGACAGUUUGUGCUGAUUCAAUUUAAUUAAGUGGAGUCAGAGGACGACAGGAAUGUGGGGCCUUUAGGGUUUUUUUCACAAAGACAGAAGAGAGGACAGUGUGUAACAUGUAACAUUUGUGUUUGAGUCAUAACUAUAUAUUUUUUUAACAUCCCGGUGUUUAUGUGUGUUUCCAGGCCAUUAAUCUGCUCCCAGCGAACACUCAGAUCAGAGAGAUCCGAGUCUUCCUGGAGAGCGUUCUGGAGGAGAAAGCACAAAGGAAACGCUGCAACCAGGUGCUGAAGAGUCUGCUGCAGGCCGAGUUCCUCAGGGUGAGUCCUGACGAUGACGAGGAGGAGGAGGAGGAGAUAUUUUUAGAGAUAUUAAGAAGGAGGAUAUAAAUAAAAAACACUCAGCUGCUCUCUGCUCAAGUUUAAAAAGUCUAGAUUAAUUCACUCAUUCACUUUUUCAUAUAUUUAUGUAUAUAUGUGUAUAUGUUUGUGUGUUUGUAUAUAGUUAGUUAUUUAUUCAUUCAAGUGUCAUGCACACAAAGUGCCCAACCCACAUGGGAUUAUAAAACACUAAAUAAUAUGAACAGACAGCGUUGCAAAGUGUGUAAACCGUAAAAAAAGAGGAAAAAUAAAAACAUAAAAGUAUACCUACAAUUAUAUCUACACCUGUCAGCUACAUAAACUCAAAUCAAUGCACAAAACAUUUUUUAAUGUUUCCCAGGCCUUAUAAAUAAAAUUAGUUGUAUAAAAAAACUCCUAUUUUAAAAUAUAAUUCAGGUCUCUCAUAAUCAUCCAAGUAAAAGAAAUCAUUGGAUAACAAACUCGUUUUCUUGAAAAAUAUAUGUCUUAAUUUGUCACACAUAUAUUUGUCAUAAAUAUAUUUAUUAUUAUCAUGCAUUCUUUAUUAUUACUAACUUAUUUAUUUAUUUUUUAUUAAUUUUUAUUUUUUACUACCUGUAAAAUCAGAUAUUUAUUCUAUUUAUUGAUCUUAUUAGUCUAUUUGUUUAUUUAUUUAUUUAUUUAUUUUAUUGAGUAUUAAGACUGUUGUUAUUUAUUUAUUUAUUUUUAUCUAUUCAUACAUUAAUUUAUUAACUUAUUUAUUUACUCACUUUUUCUCCUCCUCUAUCAUCAUUUAGUUAUUUAAUUUUUUGUUGUUUUUUUUUUGACUUUCAUUUGCUUUAACUUUACAUGUCCAUCUGCUGGUGCAUGGGAACGGGGGGUUGGUAUCUGUUCUGGGGUCUGCUGAAUUUUUCCAAUUUCAAUAAACAGACUGUUAAAAAGAAAAGAAAGUUUAGGUUAAUACUACGUACAGAUGGUACACUGACCUGGAAUGAGGAAAACACGGCCUCCUUAAACCACUCAUGUCACCCAGGAUGGAAGAGGAAACUUCGUACCAACGUAGUUUUUAUCUGAAUGUUAAACACACGACUUAUGUAAGAGGAUGUCGACACAGAUGAGAGCUUCUCAGAUCUCAAACAUGAACCAUUUCAGCCUCAAACCGGCUCUGAGCUGUUGUGGUGGAACUGAAAACAGAUUUGACCUUUUGGAUUGUUUUAUUUGAUUUUUAUGUAACGCCUCCGCUCUGUAAAUCACAUGUCCUCUGUUUGAUUUCUCGCCCCCCUGCACAAUCAGAUCUCUGCGUGGAUAAUGAGCGGUUACAUCAGGGAUCUAUCGUUGGCAGAACGAGCAGACAGACACCAUCCCAACAACAACUUCAUUAACUUUCCUCGCUGAACUCUUCUUCUUUCGCUACACGUCUAAUUCACUAACUCGAUUUCUUCUUCGCUCACAGACAAAACAAACUCUCCUGACGUCUGUUUGCAGGCUAGACGGCUGAUUAUCUGCUCAGCUGCAGCACAAAAGACGGCAUCUAAACCGGCCUGGCUGAGGGACUUUGUUUGUCUGUUUCGAAGCUUUUUCUCUGCAAACCAAAUUUAAAAAACGCAGCCUGUCGGUUUGGUUGCUUUCUCUGCAUUUUUUUAAUCGUUUUUUACACUGAGAAAAACAUUAAAAAUGAGAUCAGAUUAAGUUGAGGACUACUAAGGGUUUAUGUUUGCUCUUUAAUUCACAAGAAAUAAAUAUUUGAGGAAAGUGACAAAAUCAACAUCAUUCCUAAUUUUCGGUGUUUUUUUCCCACUUUUUUCUUCCACUUUUCACCUCCUUCACCUUCAGGUUCAGAAGUAACAAAGGUUUUGAUCCCUACAUGAUCUCUGACUCUUUAAGGAGUAGUUUUGUACGAUCAUAAUCGAUAAUACAUUAAAAUAAAAUCCUCAAAAUGAGCCAGCGGGAGCAUUGAGAUGUUGAACAGAAGAGGCCCCAGGAUGGAGCCCUGGGGAACUCCACAUGUCAUUUUUGUACAGAAACAAAGUCCACAAGAGCGGUUAGGUGAUCGAUCAAACUUUUUCACUUUGUAAAAGAUAAAAAUAAGACGUUAAAGCUGAUUUGUUGUUCUGCUUCAUUCUGGGUCUUCAGGUGCAGGAGGAGCGGAUCUUCCACCAGCAGGUGAAAUGUGUCAUCACAGAGGAGAAGACCUGCAGAGUCUGCAAGAAGAAAAUCGGAAACAGGUAACGAGAUUGGCAGACCGAGGAUUUGACGUGUUAAAUACAGAAACUUCUGAUGAGAUCUGAAAACAUCGGACCGGUCCACUCUCAGUUCUGACUUUCUGCUCACUGUUGGUGGAGUCGACCCUUACAAACUGUUCCAGUCAAAUUUGACCCGUUUUGACUUUUAACAGCAGUGAAAAUACCCUAAACAUCAUUUUUUUAAGCCUGAAACUUGAUGACUUUUCCUGAAGCGUCACUAAAUAUUCGUCCUUUUCACUGAAAUCUAACCGACAGUAAACCCGUCUCUGUUUAUUCUUCUCUUUCAGUGCGUUCGCCAGAUAUCCAAACGGCGUUGUGGUGCAUUACUUCUGCUGCAAAGAUCGUAACGUGUGCCCCACUGAGCAGUAACGGCUCCCCCCACCCCCCCGAUAAAGACUGUUAACUAACAAACGACCCCGCCCUCCUCUCUCCGUGGAUCUCAACACCUGGACUUAAGUUUGAACAGCUGACAAUAAGAACUGGAACGGUCAUCGCGAAACUCUGAUGGACCUACUUCUGCUUUCAAAGCUGCGACUUUUCUUUCUCUCUGUGCAUGAAGAGGCAGACGAACGUCCAGGAUCGGGGGAGAGAAAGCGAGCGAGCGAGGGAGGGAGCAGCAGAGUCUGACAUUUGAAAAGCAUGUGUCACUGUAACGCUACAAGGGAUUCUCUGCCCUACACGCCGCCUUCAAGGAAAACAGGAGCUCUCCACAGACACAUGAAGAAGGUUGAAGGUUGACUUUGUUCUUGUUUUGCACUCCUCCUCUUUAACACUGUGUCGGCCUCAAACAACGCUUCAUACGCCAUAAUAUUAUAGGAGUGCUGUUCAAUGCCUUUUAGUGACUCUGAAGAUUGUACUCGCAGCGAGGUCAGACGUCUCUGUUCGCAUGUGCUGGUCCUCACUUUGUCUUACUGUGUUUGAGUUCAACGCCUUCUGCUCCAAACGUGACGCACAGAUUUUUUAUUUCUCAUCAUUUAGUGUCUUUGAGCGAGUGAAGGAUUUCUACCAGACAGUAUCCGCCCUUUUUUUUUGUUUCUUUUUGUCAUUUAAAAGUUUGAGGAAGUGGAAUUUUGAUUCAAACAGGAGCCAAAAAAUAGUCGUAAUUGGCCGGUACCUUCAUAAUCACAGCUAUCUCAGCCUUUCCAGUAAAUCUCCAGAUUACUUAGUUCGUCCCGGGGGAAAUUUAACUGGAACAAAGUGCUGCUUUAUUGAAAUACCUGCAGUUUUAGUCCAGAAAAACAGACUUCAAGUAUAUAAAAGUAGAACACAGCCUGCUGUUGUACUCCUUCCUCUCGUCCUGAGAUGGUUUGAGGACAAAAUCGCAAAGCAGUAGAUGGAUUUUUAACACAUUUGGACGUCUGAUUAUUGAUUUCUGUCAAAUUUUAAGAUUAAAUUUUCAUUAAAAUGGUUCAAACCUCUAAAAUGAGAGUUUAGCAGGAGGUUUUGGUCAUCUCAAGGUCGUAUGAACAAAACAAAACGAUGAAUAAUUCAGAAAAUAACUUCACUGUUUAAAACUCUACUACCUUGAUGCUAAAAAACUGCACUCCCUGGAUGUAAACAAACACAGCUGACUGAUUUGUUGUGAGUUUUCUCAGUGAUUUGAUGUAAAAAGUGGAUUAAACUGGUUUAAUCUGGUUAGAGUGAUGGCGGAGGUGCUAGCUCUGCUACUGUUAACUCCACUAAACAAACCAACUUACUCUCAUUUAUCAUUUAUCUCUUUGCACAAUAUCAAAGUGAAAACAGCGUCUCACCUGGGGGGAUUAAAAUAAGAGUUAAAUAAUAACAUAAUAAUAUUAGUUUCAGCACUGUUACAUUACUGCAGUUGUAUAUUUUAUUAUGUAUUUGCCUCCAUGACUAACGGCUCUGACAAACAGGAGUUAAACACCUGUGUGUGUUUUAAACUUAACUGGAGUGUUUCGAUGCUUCUGGUUCAACUUUUUUGAUCGUUUGAGUGACUUCCUGUUCUCACAUCCUCACGUUGCUCCCACACCAAACCGCAGCAGUUCAGCACUUUAACCUGGAAGGAUCUCCUCUGUAUUUACUGUCCGAUCAGUCAUAUCUGUGGUUUAAGGUACAUGUGUUUUAAAGGGUUUUGAAGGAAGGGUCCCCACUGUUCAAAAAUAAAAUAAAAAAAGAAAAGGUGAUGAAUGUACGUUUUGAGUCUGAGUUUGUGUCAGACUUUUCUUUUUACCGAGCUGAACUUUGGUGACUCGUUCACUUUUCCCACAAGUUGUAGCAUCGUCUUCAUCUCCUGCUCUUCCUCUUCCUCCUCCUCCUCCUCCUGCUCUCAAAGGUUUGCACUCAUCCUGUGCUCAGACUGUUUCUGAAUGGACUUUGCUGGGAGUGUUUGUACUUCGAUGUGUGUGUCGUUGAUGAUACUGUAUUAAGUCAGAGCGUGUAAAUGAAGAGGUGGUUUGAAUUUGAGGGGCGACCUGUUUGUGUGUCCGGCUUUAAUCAGUAAUAAAGAAGCAUUUCCACUCAGCUCUGUGUCUGUCUGAUCCACAGACCGUUUAUAUAAACAUGCUAUACUCUAAUCAAA
This is a messenger RNA of Xyrichtys novacula (pearly razorfish), 25367 nucleotides long. The record is from the annotation of a GenBank genome assembly. NCBI's taxonomy places the organism in Eukaryota, Metazoa, Chordata, Actinopteri, Labriformes, Labridae.